Messenger RNA from Drosophila bipectinata, 356 nucleotides. It is a transcript of the gene whe, whose product is annotated as what else. The record is from RefSeq and is a predicted model, not a curated record. NCBI's taxonomy places the organism in Eukaryota, Metazoa, Arthropoda, Insecta, Diptera, Drosophilidae.
UUCAAUUUGUUCCAGCAAACUUCUUGAAAGAAAUCAUAAAAAUGCGCGUUCUAUUCCUCGUUGCUCUUAUCGCCGUGGUGGCCGUGGCUUCUGCCCAUAGAGGCGGACAAGGAGGACAGGGCGGCCAGCAAGGUGGCUCCCAGCAAGGAGGACCUCAGGGUGGCUCCCAGCAAGGAGGACCCCAGGGUGGCCAGCAGGGUGGACAGCAAGGAGGUCAGCAGGGUGGCCAGCAGGGAGGACAGCAGGGAGGACAGCAAGGAGGCCAGCAGGGCGGUCAGGGAGGACCUCCACAAGGCGGCAACAGCUCCGACUCUAGCUCCAGCUCCGAGGAGGAUUCCAGCUCGGCCUCUGCCUAA